CCUCAGCAACUGUGAGGCGGGAGUGUCGGCGAGGGCGGGCGAUGCGAGGCCCCGCCUCGGCCUUGCCCGUGUGCCCGCCCUCCGGAGACAGCGCCUCAGCUUCAGUCGUCGGGAGAGCAGCGGCCUCGGAGCCAGCAUGAGCGGCGCGGGGGCCCAGGCGAGAGCGGGGCCCGGGCCCGGCGGGGACUCGGAGCCUCCUUCGCCGCCUCCUUCUCCCUCUUCUCCCCCUUCCUCCUCGCAGCCCAUGAUCAGCGUGGACUUGGCCGGCCUGGUGUCGCAGUUCGCGCGCAGCUUCGCGCUGGUCUUCCCCGUCUACGUCCUGGGCUACUUGGGGCUGAGCUUCAGCUGGGUCCUGCUCGCCUUGGUCGGCCUCUUCUGGGUCCAAAGGCACCGCGGGGGAAAGGCCUCCCGCCUGGGCCGGGCGCUGGCCUUCCUGCACGACGAGGAGCGCGCCGUCAGGCUCACCGUCGCCACCGGAGACCUCCCCGCCUGGGUCCAUUUUCCAGACACAGAAAGAGCAGAAUGGCUAAAUAAGACUGUAAAACACAUGUGGCCUUUCAUUUGCCAAUUUAUUGAAAAACUUUUCCGGGAAACCAUAGAACCAGCAGUGAGAGGAGCGAACAAUCACCUGAGUACUUUCAGCUUCACAAAAAUUGAUAUUGGGCACCAGCCCCUUAGGAUUGAUGGUGUUAAAGUAUACACUGAAAAUGUGGAUAAAAGGCAGAUCAUUUUGGAUCUUCAAAUCAGUUUUGUUGGCAAUUGUGAAAUUGACCUGGAGAUAAAGAGAUACUUCUGCAGAGCUGGUGUGAAGAGUAUACAGAUUCAUGGUACAAUGAGAGUUAUAUUGGAACCUCUGCUAGGAGACAUGCCCUUAAUUGGAGCACUGUCAUUAUUUUUUCUUAGGAAACCGCUUUUGGAAAUUAACUGGACAGGACUGACAAAUCUUCUGGAUAUUCCAGGACUAAACGGUUUAUCAGACACUAUAAUUCUAGAUAUAAUAUCCAAUUAUUUGGUGCUUCCAAAUCGGAUCACUGUUCCUCUUGUCAGUGAGGUACAGAUUGAUCAGUUGCGGUUCCCCAUACCAAAGGGUGUACUAAGAAUACACUUCAUUGAAGCUCAGGAUCUUAUAGGAAAAGAUACUUAUCUAAAGGGAAUGAUUAAGGGAAAAUCAGAUCCUUAUGGAGUCAUUCGUGUGGGUAAUCAAAUUUUCCAAAGCAAAGUCAUUAAAGAAAAUCUCAAUCCAAAGUGGAAUGAAGUUUAUGAGGCCUUAGUGUAUGAACACCCAGGGCAGGAGUUGGAGAUUGAGCUCUUUGAUGAAGAUCCAGACAAGGAUGACUUUCUGGGAAGUCUAAUGAUAGACCUAACUGAGGUUGAAAAGGAGCGCUACUUAGAUGAGUGGUUUACUUUGGAUGAAGUUUCCAAAGGAAGAUUGCAUUUAAAAAUUGAGUGGCUCACAUUGAUGCCUACUGCAGGAAAUCUUGACCAGGUGCUAAAAAGCAUAAGAGCUGAUAAAGACCAAGCAAAUGAUGGACUUUCGUCAGCAUUACUUAUCCUUUAUUUGGAUUCAGCAAGAAACCUACCAAGUAUCUACGAGGGAAACUUUGGGUGUGGAUACUUAAAAGAGAGGAGAGCUUCGGGACUAGUCUUUUGUGAAAAUACUACCUCACUCUAUAGAGCACUAUUUAAUAAUCCAUUAGAUUAUAAUCCAGACGCCUUGAAGAAGCCUGCUGUUCAGAAAGCUCUAAAGUCAGGAAAGAAAAUAAACAGCAACCCUAAUCCCCUUGUCCUACUCACUGUUGGACAUAAAGCACAGGAAAGUAAGAUACGCUACAAGACCAAUGAACCAGUCUGGGAAGAAAACUUCACUUUCUUUGUUCACAACCCUAGACGGCAAGAGCUAGAAGUUGAGGUCAAGGAUGAACAACACCAGUGCUCACUGGGAAAUUUUAAGCUUCCCCUCAACCAGCUCCUUGCCAGUGAAGAUCUAACUAUGCACCAGAGAUUUCAUCUUAACAAUUCCGGUCCAAACAGCACUGUAAACAUGAAGAUUGCACUCAGGAUCCUUUCUCUCGAAAAGCAGGAGAGGCCUCCAGACUACCAACACACCGCCCAAGUGAAGAGGCCCUCUGUUUCCAAAGAUGCAAGAAAAGGUUCCUUCAAACCUCAGGUUCCUGUUUCCCCAGCAGUCAGCUUGAAGAAGCCCCUGGCUCCUGCAGCAGCAGACACUGACAAAAAGACUGAGGCAGUUGAAAAAGGCCUUCCCUCUAAUCCUAGUCCUCAGUGGCCAACAGAUCUCAGCAGGAGUUCUUCCAGCCUCCUGGCCUCCAACUUGAGCUAUUCUCCUAGCCAUCUUUCAGUCAAAGAGCCAACACCAAGUAUAGCUUCGGACAUAUCCCUUCCCAUUGCCACACAGGAGCUGCGGCAACGGUUGAGACAACUUGAAAAUGGCACAACGUUAGGACAGUCUCCAUUGGGGCAGAUUCAGCUAACAAUUCGUCACAGCUCGCAAAGAAACAAACUUAUGGUGGUGGUUCACACAUGUAGAAAUCUGAUCGCCUUUUCAGAAGAGGGGUCUGACCCUUAUGUUCGAAUGUAUUUAUUGCCUGAUAAGAAGAGAUCAGGAAGAAGAAAAACCAGUGUUUCAAAGAAGAAUUUAAAUCCAGUCUUCGAUCAGGCCUUCGAUUACAGCGUUUCAUUAGCUGACCUGCAAAGGAGAACACUAGAUGUAGCAGUGAAAAAUAGUGGUGGUUUCCUGUCCAAAGACAAAGGGCUCCUGGGUAAGGUAUUGAUACCACUGGCAUCUGAAGAACUUUCCAAAAAUUUUACCCAGUGGUAUGACUUGACUGAAGAUGGAACGAGGCCUCAUGUGUCGCCAUAGGAAGUUGAUUGCCAGAAGCUCCUGUUCCCAUACUUUUGCCAACCUUUAUAUAUUUUAUCAGCAUUGUUUCACAGAAAUGUACCAAUAUUAUUUUUUAUAACUCUUAGUUAUUAGGCCCACUACUGCUCCCCAACAGUUUUAUAACACCUGGACAUUUUAUGUAGGCUUAAGUCAGUUUAACUGUAAACCUUCUUGUCUUUAUUUGUUACAACUGUUUUAAUGUGCAAUAGGGUUUGUAGAGUAACAAUGGAACAUUUGGGGCGGGCGGGAUUUAUACCCUUGAGAAAAGUGAGAUGAUGUUUACCUGUUUUUCCUAUCUUGUUUAGCUUCACACCAAGGUGUUUGCUGUGUAAAUAGAUGCUAUUUUUUAAAAUGAAUUUUCCUUAGUGGUUAGAGGGAAGAAGAAAACGUCGUAGCAAAGGGAUAUUUUCUUCCAAACCAGUGAUCUCAAAAUUUGGGUCCUCCAGAAGUUUUGGACUUCUGUUCCCAGAAGCCUCAGUCAACAUGGCCAAGAGUCAGGGAUUCUGGGACAGGAGGUCCAAAACCUCAAAAAGACCGAAGUUUGGGAAUCACGGCUCUAAACACAUGCUGUAAAAUCUGAAGGCCAUGUUCUAGGAAGGGUCAUGGCAGCAGAAUGGUCUUAAUUUUACUAAUAGAGAUUAAAAGUCUGGCGAAAUCAACACGCCAGUUAGCCCAUAUAUUUCCAGCCUAAAAGGCUUACAAAAAGGGAGAGUACAAAAGAUUAACUUUUUUGAUAUUUAUAUGAAAAUGUAUUCUUGAAAUUUGAUUCAGAUAAUGCAUAUAAUUCACAGAUUCCAAUAUUAUAAAGAAGAUAUAUAUAUAAAUAUAUAAAUACUGUAUUUAAAAAGUCUAUCAAGGUCCUAAAAUCACAAUAUGUUCAUUUGGAGUCUCUAUAAUGUGAAAAUGGAAGGCUUCGGUAAUUUAAUGCACUUUGCAGCCAUUGAUUUCCCCAUCCUUACUGCCAAGAAAA
This is a messenger RNA of Anolis sagrei ordinatus, 3869 nucleotides long. RefSeq names its product extended synaptotagmin 2 (gene ESYT2). Gene Ontology annotation, molecular function: phosphatidylethanolamine binding; calcium-dependent phospholipid binding; calcium ion binding. The record is from RefSeq and is a predicted model, not a curated record. Gene Ontology annotation, biological process: lipid transport. NCBI's taxonomy places the organism in Eukaryota, Metazoa, Chordata, Lepidosauria, Squamata, Anolidae. Gene Ontology annotation, cellular component: extrinsic component of cytoplasmic side of plasma membrane; endoplasmic reticulum membrane.